ACACAGGCCUUUCCUCAUAAAGUAAUUGAUAUGUUACAACGAUUACAGUAGUACUGAGGUUGAGGCUGAGGUUCAGUUUCAGUCUAUAACAACAGUCCCAGUGAUAUUUGCAUAAUAGCUGUUCUAGUGGGACAUGUAAACUGAUACAGCUAGGAUUAAUUCAGCAUCUUUACAGGGCAUAACAACACCAAGAGAUUUGAAGGAAAAACUAUCCCAUGGUUAGUAUACACCCGUAAUAAAAAUACACUCUUGACAUAAGACAGCAAUACAAACAUAUAUGGCAGAGUAAGUUCCCAUCUCAUAAUUAGGACAGUAAAUCCACCUCUGUGGGCGAAUCAGGCUGUCGUUGCCAGGGUGAUGUCUGAGAGCUGAAGCAAUAUUUUCUCCAGAGCAAUUGUAUCCACUACAAUAUACCAUCGCCAAGACCUCCAGCAGAAGAUUGGCUGCCUUCUCGGCAGCUCACCGAACCUACCGGUACCCUAAAUUCAGAAUAGCCUUUACGAAAACAACGUUAAUCGGUAGGGUUCCUUACAGAUGUAGGAUCUUCGUUUGAUCACCGUCUUGAAGGAGGACCUUCCUGCAAUGCAGGACAGUUUUUACUUUUGGUGUAUUUGAGGUUUCAAAGGGCAUCUGAAGUUUGUAAUUUCCACUUUGAAAUUUCAGACUUGAUUUUCCCUUGUGAACCAAAUGUAUCAACCCCUACCAAAACAAUGUCUAUUCAUUAUAAUCCACAUAAUAAUUUGCAUUUCCUGUUGCUGCCGGGUUGUUUUCAGAUGUAGCAACCUGGCUCAAAAUAAGAUCCUAAAUCUGUAUGUAGCUGGCUGGUAAAUUAUGUCAUGUAUGUGCUGAUUAUCUGUUUACCUCAGAGGUGUGCAACAGAUUUGAACUGGAAAGCUACAUGGUGUGUAGGCUUGUGUUCCAGGCCCACACUAACUCACCCUAUUGGACUAAUUGUGGUCUAAAUAGUACAUCUGUGCAAUGCAGGACAUUUUACAUUUGUAGCGUAUUUGAAGUGAAAAGGCUUCUGAAGUUUGUGAUUUCCACGUUGACAUUUCAGACUUUAUUUUCCCUUGUACUGAUCCCGGGAAAGAAAUGUCAAUAAAUAACGAUCCAUAUAAUAAUUCACAUUUCCUGUUGCUGCAGGAUUACUUUCCUGCUGUAGCAAUCUGGCUCAAAUUAAGAGCCUACAUCUGUAGACCCAGGUGUGUUAGUGCUGGGCUGUAGCUCUCCUGGACCAAAGCUGCCUGCCGGCUACACUGCUCACUCGGUGUUGAAGUACAGUGCAUUCGGAAAGUAUUCAGACCCCUUCACUUUUUUCCACAUUUUGUUACGUUACAGCCAUAUUCUAAAAUUGAUUGAAUAAAUGUUUUUCCUCGUCAAUCUAGCCCAUAAUGACAAAGCAAAAACGUGUUUAUUCGUUUAAAAAAAAUGUUUUCCUAGUUUUUGUUGCACUGUAAUAACCCUCAUUGAUGCUGUGUGUUGAUUGAUUGCCUCUGAUGAAUUUGUCAAAUAAAACAUGCUGUUGGUUUUUUAAUAAAGAUGUGUAAAUGUACCUGCUCUCGAGUCCCUCUUUAUUUACCUCAGAUACUACAGUCCAUCUCUCUUGGCUCUCUGUUUUGUCUGUGAGAAUAACAUGGCUGCUUCUACUGCUGCAUGGCAUGAGGGUUUUUUGGUCUCCCUUUCUCUUUCCCUCCUCCCUGUAUAUCGCUCCCUGUCUCUGUUCCCUUUUUCUUUCUGUCUCUCCAUCCUCCCGUAUUACAGAACACAUGGUCAUUCAUAAAGGGCCUUAGUCGAGGGGCGGGACCAGGUUAGCUUUGUUCCAAUGGGAGGCCGAGUAGUAAUGUGUCUGCUGGAGUAGCCGGCUGAAAAUCCACUGCUCAUUCUGGUUCAUACCGGUAUGCGCCUGCUCUCCUCACUCUGCCGGUGUGACUUGACAACCACACACACGAUGUUCUCUACACACACACACACACAAAAUGUUCUCUGCUGACAAGAUAACAUGCGGGAGUGUCGAGGUGGCAGGAAACAGAUCUAUACACACAUCAACAUAAACAUUUAUCGAUGACAUGUAGAUUGAGGAAGUGAAAGGGGAUUCGUGCUUCCUCUGCCUGGGUGUGUCUUCUCCGCUCUGUACUGUCUGAAAUGUUCACGGAUUAAAUUAAAUGACAUUUUGUAUUUCACGCAUCGAUGACAUGACUGGAUGAAGACAGUCCAGAGGAGGCCCUGACUGUUCUCAACACAGGAUUACACGAGUUCGCGUUCAGCUUCCUGCUACCACAGAUGCCCCUGGCCACGUCAUUUGAAGGGAAGCAUGGCAGUGUGAGGUACUGGGUGAGAGCAGAGCUCUACAGACCAUGGCUGCUGCCUGUCAGAGUCAAGAAAGAGUUCACUGUCUUUGAACACAUUGAUAUCAACACACCACUGCUACUGGCCCCUCAAGCUGGCACUAAGGACAAGACCCUGUGUUGCUGGUUCUGUGCCUCAGGACCCAUCUCACUCAGCGCCAAGAUAGAGAGGAAAGGAUACACACCAGGUGAGUCCCUCCAGAUCUUUGCGGAGGUGGAGAACUGUUCGUCCAGGGUGGUGGUGCCCAAGGCAGCGCUGUGCCAGACCCAGACCUACUUCGCUAAGGGCAAGGCUCGACAGCUCCAGCAGCAGGUGGCGGCCCUGCGUGGGGACACCCUGUCCCAGGGGAAGAGCCAGAGCUGGGACGGAAAACUGCUCCACAUACCCCCGGUCUCCCCAUCCAUCCUGGACUGUCCACUCAUUAGAGUGGAGUACUCACUGAUGGUGUAUGUGGACAUCCCUGGGGGGUUGAACCUGUCUCUGUCAUUGCCGUUGGUGAUAGGGACCAUCCCCCUCCACGCAUUCACCAGUCGAACCAGCAGCAUCAGCAGCUACUGUUGUACCGUCAGCUGGCCGGAGAGACCUGAGGCUCCCCCCAGCUACAGUGACCUAGCGGUGACAGAGGAGCAGAGGCGAGGCUGUCUGGAGCGCUGUGAAGGGUCAGAGGUCAACCAAGAGGGCCAGGGAACGCUGCAAGCUUACAUCACAGAGUUCAGAUUCCAGCCCCCACCUCUCUACUCCGAGGUUGACCCUAACCCAGAGCCGAGCUCUGGAGGUCAGGAGACCCGACCCCUGACCCUCUCGCUGAGGACAACACUGACCUGCUCAGAGCAAACAGGCAACUACACAUACAGAUGAAUCCAACAUGGCCACCAUUAUAGCCCCCUACUGGAGCCAGUCACCUACAGAUGGAUCCAACAUGGCCACUGCUACAGACCCCUGAAGUGGGACCAACAUGGCCGUCUCAUCCUUAGUUUCCUCAGGAUGGGGUCCAUUGAUGUUAACAGACACAGGGAUGUCAGCUGCGAGAGACACUGUGGAGAGGCCAGGAGACGCCUCAGUCUGACCAACAUGGCAGUUUUCUGCUGGUCAGGAUGAACAGAUAGUGCCUAGACCCAGCUUCUGAUACAUAUGACCAUUACAUGGCACAUCUAAGACUAGAAAGGAGAAGAGAGGAAGAAGAAAAGGGAGAGAAUCCACUGUUGGACUGUUGGAAACAGUGGUCAGGAAUCUCCUCCAGCCUCAGAGUGAAUUUUGCACAUGCCUUUCUCGUUGUUUGUCUACUUAACUUCCACAGCUUUUCUUCCUCAACGCUCAUAUAUGCUGCAACGUGGCCGUCAUUUUCUGACCACCGUUACCACGUAACCCGAAACCGAACACAGACUCUUUUAGAACAAACUAGGAAACAAAUGAAAAUAGAUGUUUUUUUUUAGAGAUGCGUUUAUGUGUCUUGGGUUUCUUGACUGGGGUGAAAUGACCGGUGUGUGACAGACACAGGUGAAGCGCUCACUCCCACUCUGUCUUUCUGGUGUCUUUCCUCACUACACAGAUACAGUGCCCUACAAAUCACCUGUUUGAUUGUAGUAUAUGGACAUAUGACACGGAGAGAAGCCCUGUGUCACAUAAGAUGGAGAGCAACAGACGGAUGUAAAAAAAAAAAGAAUGAUAAUGGUUUAAAAGGUCAAUUGUGGUUUUGAAAACAAAAUGAGUCCAACCGAGAUUGUAAUUCAAAGAUUAGCUCUACUUCCAAACUGAUACACAGUGAAAAAUAUUUUUGUAUUUGUUGUUUUUCUAUGUUUGUGUACGGAAAUGACUGCAAUCACGAUCUUCCUUUGUAUGAAAUAAAGAAGCCCUUUUGUAGA
Molecule: messenger RNA, 4208 nt
Organism: Oncorhynchus tshawytscha (Chinook salmon)
Lineage: Eukaryota; Metazoa; Chordata; Actinopteri; Salmoniformes; Salmonidae
Product: arrestin domain-containing protein 3
Exons: 8
Coding region: 2281-3204 (307 amino acids)
Biological process (GO): protein transport
Cellular component (GO): cytoplasm
Source: RefSeq, a predicted model, not a curated record